This is a messenger RNA of Cryptomeria japonica (Japanese cedar), 2238 nucleotides long. Its product is annotated as AAA-ATPase At3g50940-like. The transcript is spliced from 6 exons. Gene Ontology annotation, molecular function: ATP binding; ATP hydrolysis activity. Lineage: Eukaryota; Viridiplantae; Streptophyta; Pinopsida; Cupressales; Cupressaceae. Bases 1 to 2238 code for a protein of 745 amino acids. The record is from RefSeq and is a predicted model, not a curated record.
AUGGAAAUGGAAGCCUUAAUCGGAAAGAUAUUUUCCAUAAUCGGGUUUAUUACAUUCGUACAGAGCUAUGUUCCCCCACAGGUACGCCAAAUCGUGAGACAAUGGGUGAUGCGCAUUUUUGACAUCGUAAAUCUGUAUUGUUGCGUGAGCCUCCCAGAAUUCAAAGGAAAGCACGGAUGGAACAUGAACGAGCUGUACACGGACGCGGAAGAGUACGUGAAAACUCUGGAAAGCGCGGCGGAAGUUCGCAAUCUAACGGCGUAUCGAGGCGUGAAUGCGAGAGAGUUGGGCAUCUCUCCCGACACAGACCAACUCAUCCACGACUCAUUCAGAGGAGUGAGAAUAUGCUGGACCCAACACACCAUACAGAAAAUGGUGGACAAAGAAACCGUUGAAAGGCACGCCUAUACUCUCAAAAUGAACAAACUAGACCAGAACCUCCUCAAGGCCUAUUUGAACCACGUAUCCGAAAAGGCGGCGGAGCAUAAACUGGGCAAAAGGGAACUCAAAUUAUAUACCAAUAGUGGAUUUUACGCCAUUCGUGGACAAGGAUGGAAUAGCAUGCCUUUCAAGCACCCAUCUACUUUUCAUACGCUCGCACUCGAUCCAUCCAUAAAGAAAACAAUUAUCAAUGAUCUUGAUCGAUUUAAGGCCGGAAAAGAUUUCUACAGACAGAUCGGUCGCGCCUGGAAACGGGGUUACCUUCUUCAUGGCCCUCCCGGAACGGGAAAGUCCAGCUUAAUUGCCGCCGUGGCAAACUACAUGAAAUAUGACAUCUAUGAUCUUGAACUCACUAAGGUCUCUCAUAACCAGGAGCUCCGCGCCCUUCUUACUCAGACCAGUGAAAAGGCCAUCAUUGUUAUCGAGGACAUUGACUGCUCCAUCGAUCUUACGGAUAGAGAGUCGAAGGAGAAGGCCACAGAAAGCAAGCUGCGAAGUCAACUUACGCUUUCUGGCUUGCUCAAUUUUACGGAUGGAUUGUGGUCUUGCUGCGGUGAGGAGCGUAUUAUUAUCUUUACUACUAACCACCCUGAACAUCUCGAUCCCGCUCUUUUUAGAUCUGGGAGAAUGGAUGUCCACAUUGAACUCUCUUACUGCAACUUCGCAGUUUUUAAAAUUCUCGCUUUCAGUUAUUUGAGAAUUGAAGCGCACGAACUUUAUCCUUUGGUGGAGGAGAAGAUCUCCGGGGCCGAAAUGACUCCUGCUGAAAUUAUAGAAAUUCUGAUGAGUAAAACUCUACGUCAAUCUCAAUCUUCCCAAACGGAGAAGGAAGAAAAAUACGUCACGAAGGAAGAGAUACAUCCUGAAAAUGAACCCAUAGAAGUAGUCCCUGAUCCUGAUUCAGAUGAGAAAAGGUUAUUAUUAAAAGUAUUCAUACUCUGGAAUGGGGGUUUUGAGCCCACCGCAGUGCGAAAAUCCAUGGCUGGAGCGUACGAAGGCACCGGAAGCAGUGAAAGAGGAGGUGCAGUUUAUGGGGCUGCAGAGCCAAUGCCCAUUCUAAGCGUUGACUGCUUAGGUGGCCGGGCUCACUCAACAGAGAUUUCCCAAUUCAAAGGAAAGCACGGAUGGAACAUGAACGAGCUGUACAGGGACGCGGAAGAGUACGUGAAAACUCUGGAAAGCGCGGCGGAAGCUCGCAAUCAAACGGCGUAUCUAGGCGUCAAUACGAGAGAGUUGGGCAUCUCUCCCGAAACAGACCAGCUCAUCCACGACUCAUUCCGCGGAGUGAGAAUAGAGUCGAAGGAGAAGGCCACAGAUAGCAAGCUGCGAAGUCAACUUACCCUUUCUGGUUUGCUCAAUUUUACGGAUGGAUUGUGGUCAUGCUGCGGUGAGGAGCGUAUUAUUAUCUUUACUACUAACCACCCUGAACAUCUCGAUCCCGCUCUUCUUAGAUGUGGGAGAAUGGAUGUCCACAUUGAACUGUCUUACUGCAACUUAGCAGUUUUUAAAAUUCUCGCUUUCAGUUAUUUGAGAAUUGAAGCUCACGAACUUUAUCCUUUGGUGGAGGAGAAGAUCGCUUCCGGGGCCAAAAUGACUCCUGCUGAGAUUAUAGAAUUUCUGAUGAGUAAAGUGGACACUCCUGACAAAGCAGUGAGCAAUCUGAUUAGUGCCCUGGAUGCCAAGAUUAAAGAAAAACACGCUCUACGUCAAUCCGAAUCUUCCCAAACGGAGAAGGAAGAAAAAUGGGUCACGAAGGAAGAGAUAAAUCCUGAAAAUGAUCCAAUAGAAGGCAUUUAA